Engraulis encrasicolus (European anchovy) is the source of this 2870-nucleotide messenger RNA. It is a transcript of the gene galnt9, whose product is annotated as polypeptide N-acetylgalactosaminyltransferase 9. The transcript has 11 exons. Gene Ontology annotation, cellular component: Golgi apparatus. Gene Ontology annotation, molecular function: polypeptide N-acetylgalactosaminyltransferase activity. Lineage: Eukaryota; Metazoa; Chordata; Actinopteri; Clupeiformes; Engraulidae. Gene Ontology annotation, biological process: protein O-linked glycosylation. The coding region runs from base 1 to 1821 and encodes 606 amino acids. The record is from RefSeq and is a predicted model, not a curated record.
AUGGCUGUGGCACGCAAAAUCAAAACUUUGCUGACGGUCAACAUUCUGGUGUUUGUCGGUAUCAUCUUGUUCUCCGUCUACUGCCGGAUCCAAGACCGCUCCGAAGAGCUCGUCCAAGUCGGACGCAUUUCGGACCAGAGGUUAAGGGCCAGAAAUGGCAAAGUUGUUACGAACUUGGUGGACAGGCAGUCGAUCCUGCAGAGACUGGAGAGACUUGAAGACGUGGUGUACAAUCAGUUGAACGGUUUGGCCAAGCCCAUGGGCCUGGUGGAGGGGCCGGGCGGGCUGGGUCAGGGCGGGGCGGCGGCCACCCUGGGGGAGGACAGCCGCGAGGCGGCGGAGGGCAAGUACGAGGAGUACGGCUACAACGCCCAGCUCAGCGACCGCAUCUCCCUCGACAGGAGCAUCCCCGACUACAGGCCAAAAAAAUGUAAGCUGCUAAGCUACCCAGAGGAUCUCCCCCAGAUUUCGGUGGUGUUCAUCUUUGUGAAUGAGGCUCUAUCCGUCAUCCUGCGCUCCGUCCACAGUGUGGUCAACCACACGCCUGCACACCUCCUCAAAGAGAUCAUCCUGGUGGAUGACAACAGCGACAGCGUGGAGUUAAAGUUCAACCUGGACCAGUAUGUGAACAAGCGCUACCCAGGCCUGGUGAAGAUUGUGAGGAACAGCAAGCGCGAGGGCCUCAUCCGCGCCAGGAUACAGGGCUGGAACGCUGCCACCGCACCCGUCGUGGGCUUCUUUGACGCUCACGUGGAGUUUAACUCAGCUUGGGCUGAGCCCAUCCUGACCCGGGUGAAGGAGGACCACACCCGCAUCAUCCUGCCGGCCAUCGACAACAUCAAGUACAACACGUUCGAGGUGCAGCAAUACGCCAACGCGGCGCACGGCUACAACUGGGGCCUGUGGUGCAUGUACAUCAUCCCGCCCCAGGACUGGCUGGACAAGGGCGACGAGACCGCCCCCAUCAGGACACCAGCUAUGAUUGGCUGCUCCUUCGUGGUUGACCGGGAGUACUUUGGAGAGAUCGGCCUGCUUGAUCCAGGCAUGGAGGUCUACGGGGGUGAAAACAUUGAACUGGGCAUGAGGGUAUGGCAGUGCGGCGGGAGCAUGGAGGUGCUGCCGUGUGCCCGCGUGGCCCACAUCGAGCGCACCAAGAAGCCCUAUAAUAACGACAUCGACUACUACGCCAAACGGAACGCGCUGCGGGCCGCUGAGGUCUGGAUGGACGAGUACAAGUCUCACGUCUACAUGGCCUGGAACAUUCCCAUGAACAACCCCGGGGUGGACUUUGGGGACGUGUCGGAGCGGAUGGCCCUGAGGAAAAGGCUGAAAUGCCGGAGCUUCCGCUGGUACCUGGAGCACGUGUACCCAGAGAUGAGGAUCUACAACAACACCAUCACCUACGGGGAGGUGAGGAACAGCAAGGCGAGUGGCUACUGUUUGGACCAGGGAUCUGAGGAGGAUGACAAGGCUAUCCUGUACCCCUGCCACGGCAUGUCUUCCCAGUUGGCGCGCUACUCCACGGAGGGCCUGCUGCAGCUGGGACCGCUGGGCUCCACCACCUUCCUGCCCGACACCAAGUGUCUGGUGGACGACGGCCGGAACCGCACUCCCAGCCUCAAGAAAUGUGACGCUGUGUCUCGAACGUCACAGCGUCUGUGGGAUUUCACACAGAACGGUCCAAUCAUCAGCCGAGAUACCGGACGCUGUCUGGAGGUUGAGAUGGCUAAAGACGCUAAUUUCGGACUACGGCUCGUGGUGCAGCGAUGCUCCGGACAGAAGUGGAUGAUACGUAACUGGAUUAAGCAUCCCAGGCACUGAGGGGAGGGCGUAAUCCCACUUUGUUGCGUGAUAAUCCCAAGGACAACGUACAGUUGCGUUAUUAUCGCCAACAAUGAACCAAGAAGGAAUUAUUCUCUUUUUUUAUUUUGUAAAAGUCACAAAACAAGUGAUCGACUCCAGUGAAUGCGUGCGACUACUCCACAGACAAUAAACCUCCUCUUUUUUUCUGGAGUGAACAUGCUUUUGAAAGAGCGAGUCUACAGAUAAAAUAUGAUCAAUAAACACAUUUUCAAAGCUGCCAAGGGACCCACAGAUACUGACCACAGUGAAAACGGCAGUUUUUUUUCCUCUUCAUUUUUUUGCCAUAUCCAACAUUUCUUACGCCUACCUGCAAUACAGGCACAGAGCAAACACGUGAAAGGCUGGCACUUACGUUAUACAAGCUUGUAAAAACGGGAUUGUGUAAAUUCAGCCUGUGUGCUGUCAAGGGUUGUGUCAAGGUUUAUUUAAAGACAGAGGGGAGGAAAAAAAGGUCCGUUAAAGUCACCGUGUCAGCUAUAAAUAAGAAUCAUGUGAGGAGUCUACCACUGUAUAUCCGAACUGCAAACAUGAAGAUAAUCCUAUCCAGAGCCGGUUUUAUCAAUAAGCAGACUUGGCAGUUGCCUAGGCCCCCAUCAGUUUUUGCCCAUUGCAGGGGGCCCCCAAACAGCCGUCCAAGCCAUGGUCAAUACCAGCAAAUUCAAAAGGGCCCGUGUCUAUAUUUAGCCUAGGGCCCUGAAAUGGGUAGAACUGCCUCUGAUCCUAUCACGAUCCAGCACUAUCAAGACUGCAACUGGCCUUUACUUUUUUCAUGAUUUUUUUUUACCAUUAUUUCUUUUUUCAACUCUAUCGCUUAUGCACAGAUGAGAAUCAUGUGGUCACAGGAGGAAUCAUGUGCCUUUUUCAGUCAUUGUUUUGACUGGGGAAUGUGACCCCUUCCCCCUUCUAAAGCAUGUACAAUACUUUUAACUUAAUUCUGAAUAUACCUAUAAAUAAAUGUAAAGAUGUCUUAUAAUAGUAUGUUGUAAAACUUAAAAGCGUUUAUCGGU